Molecule: messenger RNA, 3080 nt
Organism: Sander lucioperca (pikeperch)
Lineage: Eukaryota; Metazoa; Chordata; Actinopteri; Perciformes; Percidae
Gene: slc15a2
Product: solute carrier family 15 member 2
Exons: 22
Coding region: 504-2642 (712 amino acids)
Biological process (GO): transmembrane transport; oligopeptide transport
Cellular component (GO): membrane
Molecular function (GO): dipeptide transmembrane transporter activity
Source: RefSeq, a predicted model, not a curated record
UGCUCAUGGUCACGGUCAGUUGAAAUGAAAUUAGUAAUUAUUCAUCCGAAGAAAAGAGGCAGCUUGGCCAACACUUGCAUCCCACAGUCAGGUCUGCGGCUGUGAGCUUUACAACGACCCCAUUGUAGGUUACAAAUAGGCUGCUGAUCAGCACUUCACUUCACUAAAACUACGGACCUCCUGCUCCACAAACAGUAGGCUAAGUUAAUUCGAUUUUUUAUAUAAUUCUUAGACAGAAAUAUUAAUUUCUGUCUGUUAAGAGUCUUUUUUCACUAGAGCUGAAGUCUGCGGAGGCCCACUGAAGCUCGUAAAGGAACAAGUCCAAGUUUUGUGGUGGAAUAUUAACUUUAAUUCGCCUUCAAGAGGGUAGCCUACACAUGAUCGAAGUUUUACAGUCGUAGCUACCCUCAGAGAGCAGUGCAGAGUGGGACGGACUUGGAGAUCAGUCAGGAGCUCCAGAUGCGCAAGUAAACAUCUAAAAUCUCACCAGCAAAGAAAACAACAUGACUAAGAAACUAUGUGGGACCAAUUACCCAGCCAGCAUCUGCUUCAUUGUGGUGAACGAGUUCUGCGAACGCUUCUCCUACUAUGGCAUGAAAGCGGUGCUCACGCUCUACUUCCUCACCUACCUGCACUGGGACAAGGACCUCUCCACCGCGGUAUACCACGCCUUCAGCGGCCUCUGCUACUUCACACCCAUACUGGGAGCUCUCAUUGCUGACUCAUGGCUCGGAAAAUUCAAGACCAUCAUCUACCUAUCCAUUGUCUACGUGAUCGGGCAUGUGGUCAAGUCGGUUGGAGCCAUUCCCACUGUGGGAAACAACAGCAUGCACAUUGCUCUGUCCAUGUUAGGUCUGAUACUCAUAGCCUUCGGCACCGGAGGAAUCAAACCCUGCGUGGCGGCAUUUGGCGGAGACCAGUUUGACGAGGAGCAUGGCAGCGAGAGGCAGAAAUUCUUCUCCAUUUUCUACAUGUCAAUCAAUGCUGGAAGCCUCUUGUCGACUGUGAUUACACCCAUACUGAGAGGGGAUGUGCAGUGUUUUGGUGGUGACUGCUACGCUCUGGCCUUCGGGGUUCCUGCACUUCUGAUGAUUGUGGCUUUAGUUGUGUUCACUGCUGGCAGCGUGCUGUACAAGAGGAAUCCUCCCCAGGGAAACAUCCUGUUGGAAGUCUGCAAUUGCAUUGGGUUUGCCAUCAAAAACCGCUGGAGAAGAUGGAAGUAUGACCCUCAGAGGAAACACUGGUUGGACUGGGCUGAGGAGAAUUACUCAAAGCGUUUGAUCGAGGAGAUUAAGAUGGUGCUGCGUGUUUUGGUGCUCUACAUCCCGCUGCCAAUGUUCUGGGCUCUGUUUGAUCAGCAGGGUUCCCGCUGGACGCUUCAAGCCACAAGGAUGAACAUGGCUUUUGGAGAUAUCUUCGUUAUUAAGCCUGACCAAAUGCAGAUGUUGAAUGCCAUGCUGAUUCUUUUCUUUGUGCCCAUCUUUGACCUCAUCAUAUAUCCGCUCGUUGGACUUUGCAGAAUCAACAUCACGCCUCUGAGGAAAAUGGCUACAGGGAUGAUUUUUGCAGCGCUGGCCUUUGGAGCGGCCACACUGGUAGAGGUUAACGUUGUGAAAACGGUGGUGGAUCCUGCACCUGCUGGGAGUUGUCUUCUGCAGGUCUUUAACCUGGCAAAAGAAAAUGUGAGUCUGAAGAUCCCCGGCAGCGACCUGUUUCCAGAGCCAAUCCAAUACCUUCAGAACCCUCCAAAAUAUGAGACACUUCCACUGGAGACAUCCAGCAAGAAGCUGAAGAUUCAAGUCACCUUCAAUGGAAAAACCUCAGAGUGUAACCACACGUUUGACGAACAGAAGGCCUACAGCCUCAUCUUGUACCCAGACCCUACUACUGGAAUCCAGUGCAAACAUGUGGAUGACCACAUCAUGAAAAAUGAAGAUGGGAAUCCUCUCCUGAGGUUCCUCAACACACUGCCAGAGGCAAUAAACCUAACUGUUGGACAAAUGGUUUUCCAGUUGCCCUCGAAUUACAGCAUGUCUCCUAACAAGACUGUGGAUCGGGGAGAAUACCCACAUGUCAGCUGCAGCUUACAGUCAGACCAGUGCUCUGAUCUUGGCCUGGGCCUGCUGGACUUUGGAGCUUCCUACACUGUCAUACUCAUGGAGGAAUCGGGUAAGAUUGUGGCUCACAAGAUGGAGGAUGUAAGCGCCAACGACGUGCACAUUGCCUGGCAGAUUCCCCAGUACGUCCUCAUAACUAUUGGAGAGGUCAUGUUCUCCAUCACAGGCCUGGAGUUCUCCUACUCACAGGCUCCAGCCAACAUGAAGUCUGUCCUGCAGGCCGGCUGGCUGCUCACUGUUGCAUUUGGGAACGUGAUAGUGCUGAUUGUGGCGGAGGGGGCGGGACUGGAGCAGUGGAAAGAGUUCCUGCUGUUUGCCGUCCUACUGUUGGCUGUCUGCAUCAUCUUCUCCAUCAUGGCUUACUUCUACACCUACGUUGACCCUGAUCAGCUGGACAAGCUUUACCUGGAGGAUUCAGGGAAGGAGGGAAAUGACGAUGAUGAUGAUGAUGAUGAUGAUGACAACAGGAAGAAAGAAACUGAUGACCUACAUUUGAACAAAAUGGGGAAGGGCACCAGAUUGUAACCAUGCCACAUUAAAUACACCAUCUGCUUAGCUGUAGCUGAUUUAGCUAAAAAAAUAUUGACGAGUUAUCUGAAGGUACCCUUUUUUUAAUUCAGUUCCUGUUUUAUUUUUUCGUUUCAAGGUACUUUUUUGUGAUAAUGAAUAACUAAGAUGUGAGUAUUGGACAGUUCUUGUGGUUAGAAGUUCAGUAUUUGUUUGUCACAUCCUUUAUUCUGUGUUGUCUGUUUAUGCUGUGUCUGUUAUUUGUCCUUUAUUAUGUGAAACCUUUCUUAAGACUCCAGUCAAUCAACAAUGUUUAACCAGAGAACAGGAAAGUAUUUACUGGCUGAGAAUGAAGACUCAAAAUAGUGUUUCAAAGAAGCAAAGUACUGUGUGAUUUCCCAUACGUGAUUAUUACAAAUGAACGUUAAAUAUAAUAUGCUGUAUAUUUUCUAUGAA